AAUACCGAACGAAUUCAGAGUCGAAAACUUUGUUCUUUAUAUAUUUUCUUUUUCACAAUUUUCGAUGGAUCGUGCUAAAGUGGACAAUGAUUUUACGGAAAAGGUGCGGUUCCACCUGAGCAAGGAUGAACUGGAACGCCAAAUGCGAUACAUCCACGAUCGUGGCGAUCCAUCGGAUGCCAAGGAUAGGCCUACCGGAAGUGGAAGCCAUGCACGUAGUCAAAGCACAAAUUCGUUGAACGAUUUGCCUCGCCAAGAAUCUUGGACCAUGGAGAGCGUUGGAGGUUACUACUUGCCGAACGAGGAUGUGGGCAAGAUGCCCCUUUCGCGUCAGGAACAGCUCUUAAUUCGGGAUCUUAUCUAUGCCUUUUCCGGGGUUCCAUCCUCGCAUGUUAAACCCGAUAUCGAGGUUGAUAAGAUAGCCAAUAUGACUGCACUGGAUAUAGCCAAAGUGCGCUUUCGAGUGGAUGAGGCAUUUCAUGGUUCCUUCAGGGUCUUGGCCAAUGAUACGUUGCCAUUGGUCGGCUAUUACAUAAGUGUUCAGAGUUUCAUUGAGGAGACCAACAUGUCGCCGAACUGUGGAAGAACUCGUCUGGCUUUGGCCACCGCUUUCAGUGACCAAAUGCAGGAGUACUAUGAUUUGCAAUCCAAGUUGGAGACAGACCAGCUAGAGAAGAAGCUGAAUCUGAAGGAUUUGGUUCGGCAGGUUAAACCUUGGUUAGGUGUUUUGAAGAUUUUUUCCACUAUGGCCUGUAGUUCCCGCGGGAAGUUGAACAGCGCCCAGUUGCUGACACUAUUGGAUCAGUUUCCUCGGGAUCAAAACAUCACGGAACCCGAUCUAAAGGAAAGGGUCUCAAAAAUACUGGCUUUUGUGACCCGUGCCUAUAUGAAGAUUGUUCAGUUGUGGACUCAAAAAGGUGUUUUAUACGAUGCGCAGCAUGAGUUUUUUGUGGAGGAUUCGGAACCCUCGAAUGCCAUGAGUUGUACUUUAUUGGCACCCGAAAAAUGUUGCCACACCUACUGGUCCCAGAGAUACAUCCUUCAUCCGAAUCGCCUGCCAGCUUUUUUGCUUUCCCAGGUAGAUGAAAUUUUUCUGGCCGGAAAGUACCUGAAUAUCCUGCGCCAGUGCAAUGUGACAAUGAAAUUGCUGCAACUGCCACUUAGUUAUACUCCUGGGGAAACAGGACAUGUAGAGAUUAUCAAAAAUAGUUACGACUUGCCAGCAAAGAAACUUUUGGAGGUUCUAAUGAAGGAGCACAGCUUGGCAUUGCACCUUCGCAAUUUAAGGUUAUACUUCCUGAUGCAGUUGGAAGGAUUCUCGGAGAGUCUGCUGGAUAAAUGCCAGGAGCAACUGCAGUGCAUCUCGGAUAAAUUGAUUCCUGAGAAACUUCAGCCUUUGCUAACGGAGACCUUGAAGGACAACAAUGAUUUCUUUAAGGAUAAGCUGCGCAUUCAAAUCAAGAAUUGCGAUGCGGCCACUCAACUGGGCAGGAUGCAUAAAUUCGGAAGUACCGAACAGGAAGAUAGGGAUAAGGAGAAGACCAGCGAGGAGGAUCUACCAGAUCUGAAUCUCUAUGGAUACGAAGCUAUAGCCCUUCGUUAUGAGGCCAAAUGGCCACUUAGUUUUGUUCUUUAUCCGGAGCUUCUGGAGCAAAUGCAAAUCCUACAACGCGUAUUGUUCUAUCUUCGAUAUGUUACACGACACUUGACAGUCCUGUGGCAAAAUCCAUCGGAGGGAACUGGUCUUAAAAUCACAAAACGAUCGGGAGAUCUUCGCCAACGGAUGCUUAUGAGUAUGAUAAAUCUUGAGCACCACAUUACUUUGGAUAUCGCAGAGCCCCGAUGGCAAUCGUUGAGCUUGACAGUGGAUAAGGCUGAAAACAUAGAUGAGGUGGUCAAUAAGCUGGAAAACACCGUUGACGAAUGCCUUCGAUUGGGGCUUCUUUCCGCCACCAACACUUUUGUAGGAUCUCUAUUUACCCUUGGUCAAGUGUGCCUCAACUUUUGUGGCUUCGUGGAGUCCAAAUCAGGGGACAAUACUUCCCCGGAAUUCGAACAGGGAAUUUCUGAGUAUGAAGAGGAGUUCGACAGCUUUAUGUGCACCAUCUUGGAGUUGCUAAGCGAGAUGGCCAAGACGAGUGGUUCUGGCGAGCGGGAUGCCUGCAAAAAGUUGGUGCAACGCCUUAAGGAGUUUUGCAAGUUUACCGCAGUGCAUCCAGAUAGUCUAACAAACUAAAAUUUGUCAUGAGUAACACUCUGUGUGAAAAUAGUUAAAUGUAAAUUAAAUAAUACAAGAUUAGAUAAACAAGCAAAUAAGAAAUAUUUUGGUAGAUA
Molecule: messenger RNA, 2334 nt
Organism: Drosophila ficusphila
Lineage: Eukaryota; Metazoa; Arthropoda; Insecta; Diptera; Drosophilidae
Gene: t-Grip84
Product: gamma-tubulin complex component 2 homolog
Exons: 1
Coding region: 65-2236 (723 amino acids)
Biological process (GO): microtubule nucleation; spindle assembly; cytoplasmic microtubule organization
Cellular component (GO): spindle pole; gamma-tubulin small complex; centrosome
Molecular function (GO): microtubule minus-end binding; gamma-tubulin binding
Source: RefSeq, a predicted model, not a curated record